GUGAGAUUUACUAUUUUGAAAAAUUAGAGGUCAUUCAAAUGUAGCCAGAGGGUAGAACGCAGUGGGCUUUUAAUACAGCCUAAGGGAACGAGGUGAAACGGGGCUGAACGGGGCAGCCUUUAUGACCUAGAACGCGAAUUCUUUCAUACAUCGAGGUUUUAAAAGGCCUAUAAGAGCACAGAAAUGUGCAUAUACAUAGGAGGCAACUUCUUUUGUUCGCACGAUUAGUCCUUUAAAGAAGUACAUUACAAACCUCAAUCAGUUUUUGUGAAGAGCUCAGAACUUGAACUUAUAUUAGCCCUGCGAGCUAGGACGUAUCCGAUUAAUUCAGUUUCAUACACCGUUUCCGUAUUGUGUACACUGCAGUCAAUUACAAUGCGCCUAUUUAAUUGCUAACAACAAGAAAUGUAUUUGUAAGUUUUCCAAAAUAACGACGUGACGAAGGUUGGAUACCAACAUGGGGCCUAAAAUAGGCGGGACGGAGGGGAUGCUCCGCCAUUCGAAGAACUACGAGGAAGAUUAUGAAAAGCCCGUAGGUCGAUUCUGUUUUUUUACAUGUCUUCUUCUUGGGAUUUGUUUCAUCUCUUUGAUGGCAUAUCUCGUGAUGAUCAGAAAACUUCGAACGCAUGUACAUUUGGACUAUCAACAUAUGCAGGUGACAUCCAGCAAGUGUAUCUUUUUGCUGGCUCAACGCCACGAGCAGCUGGGAAAAUACGCGUUUCGUACGACGGACUAUACAGUCGUACCAAAAGAGCCGUCUGUUUUCUGGACAAAUAUGGGAGACAUAUCAAUUCGUUCAAAAAUUCUUCUCACUGAUGCUGGGCAAGGAAAAGGCAACCGAGCUUUCAUAAUAUCGGGGAACGAUGCUUCGAUCAUAGUCGUCAUCGACCAGCAUUGGAACCGAAGUCCUUCGCCAUCGUUCGUUGACGAUAUUCACAAGGAGAUCGGUGGCGAGCAGUCAACUCGAAUUUUGACAACAACUGGAAAUACGACGUUUAUAACGAAAUUUUGGCUGCGGCAGGAGCUGUUUUUAGACGGUGAUGAAGUAAGAUUACGCGCCAUUGUCGAAAAAGCCGAUGGAGUACGCAUAAAUCACCCCAAUGAAUGGAAAUCCAACGCGAUCAUUAUAGGACCAAUAACGGACAAAAUCAAAUGGAGACUUUCACUAAUAGGUUUAAAAGAUGCCGAUCAUAAGCUUUUUGCAAAGUUUGCCUCGUGCAAGUACAAAGCGCAGACAAUGUUCUGAAGUGUAGAACGAUUUUCAAUGUCCCAAGUCGCAGAUUUACCUAUAUGAUAUUUCUUCCUUGUAUGUACACUGCCAUUUGGCUCAAUAUUUACUCUGGUGCCGUACUAGCGCCAAAAUGUCGCGGGACGAAAUAAACCAAAAGAUUAGUAUCGCUAGUACUACCGGCAAGUUAAACGUAUGAGCCUUUCCUUCUUCUACAUAACACGAAUACUACGGCCCACAGUCACUCAUUGCUGUUCAGUUCCGUAAGCUCAAUAUUUUGAGAGCUUAUUUUAAAAUGAGCACAACAUUUG
Molecule: messenger RNA, 1539 nt
Organism: Varroa destructor (honeybee mite)
Lineage: Eukaryota; Metazoa; Arthropoda; Arachnida; Mesostigmata; Varroidae
Source: RefSeq, a predicted model, not a curated record